Molecule: messenger RNA, 2879 nt
Organism: Drosophila busckii
Lineage: Eukaryota; Metazoa; Arthropoda; Insecta; Diptera; Drosophilidae
Gene: Nadk1a
Product: NAD kinase
Exons: 4
Coding region: 1090-2730 (546 amino acids)
Biological process (GO): NADP+ biosynthetic process; NAD+ metabolic process
Molecular function (GO): NAD+ kinase activity
Source: RefSeq, a predicted model, not a curated record
CACAGUGGUGCAUUAUUAAUUCUUAUAUAAUAGAUGUGUGUGUCUUUCAAAACGUUGCUAAUCGUAUGUUCGAGUGUAAUCUUUACUUAAAAAUGCGCAUUUGCAAUUGAUUAAUUACUUGUUUUUGUUGUCUUUGUUUAAUAAAUCAGUCAGUCUAUAAUGCACUGCGUCUAUUGUCUAAAGGCAAGGCAAGUGUGCAAUUUAUAAAUACAGACACUCGAUGUCGAUUACUUCCUGGGACGCCACUCAAGGCGCAUAAUGACAAAAGCAAAUACAUAUAUGUAAAACUUUAGUUACUUGCGCUCAGCUUUUUAAUGAGCUUUGUGACCCACUAAAUGUAAUGUAGUCAAAGUUUACAGCUCGCGAUUUCAAUUUAAAUACUUACAGUUAGCCACGCAUAUGGUUAUUGAACUUUCAGACCAAAUAACGAAUAAACUCGAUUGUUUUCGUAUAUAAUUUUAUUAUGUUUUCGUAUUGUCACUUACUUUUAACACAUUAAAAGGUCGUUGACCCGCGCCAGCAAGCAGCACACUCAAUUGAUAUUUUCGUUGCAGCUAUUUAACUAUGCAAAAGAUCAUUAAGAAAACAACAAGACACAACAAACGUUAUAAUCAGUCAGUCAGUAAAUUAAGCGCUACAAAAAAAAAAGCUCAAGCUCAUUAAUUAAGUGUGUUUAAUAUGCCAAUAUGUUUGACUUUUUGAGCCAAAAAAGCAAAAGCAAACCAUUGUUAUGCCUGAGAUUUUAAUAGCAUAGCUUGUUAAUUUGAGAGCCGGAACUAAGUGCUAAGCUCAAACCAGUUGCAAAUUGAACAACAAAUUUUGUUGAACCUAAAGCUGCGUCUAAUAUUAAAACCGAUUUGACUUAUGCUUUUGGUAUUUGCGGUUUUGGUUAACGCAUUUCGCUUAAGACUCGUGCGCCGUUGGCUGUAAAGGGAGCAAGGUCAAUUUUGUUUACCUUUUUGGCUCUCAGCGCUCUCAGGGCCAAUACCAAAACUUAAAACUAACACAUAAAUUUCUGCUAGAUUAGCCAAUUUGUCAUGCAACUUUAAUUACGCGCCAUCAACUAACAAACAUUAAACUAAACAAACCAUGGCUUGUCGCUCCGACGUGGACUUGGCCACACUGCAUCAGCACAGACUCGAGGAGCGCUGGCACUAUGGCCUAGCCUGGAACGCAGUGCACAGCUCCCAGGCACAACGACAACAACAGCAGCUCACACGCUCCCACUACAGUGAACUCCAGAGCGUGGUGAGCGAGCAGCGACAGCGUCUGAGCAAAAAGCUGAGCGAGGCCAGUGAGAGCAAUCGCUGCAAGAGCAGCAGCAAAGUCAAGGAGAAUAUUGCCAACAACAAUCAGCAGCGGACGCAGCAGACAACCGACGAGGACGACGAUGAUUACUUUAGCGCCAACACGCGACGUAGACGCUCCGGCACGUGGCCGCGCACACGCAGCCUAAACGCUCCCUCGCCAUUCCAGCAAUUCGGACCAUGUGGACGCAUUAUGAAAAACUCAGCCAUGGUUAUGCAGAUACAGGAUCCCGCCAGUCAACGUCUGACCUGGUACAAGCCACCGCUAACGGUGCUGGUCAUCAAGAAGAAGGACUCACAGGUGCUGCUGCCGUUUGUGCAGCUGGUCGAAUGGCUGGUGCAGGAGAAGAACAUGGUUGUCUGGGUGGAGUCCGCCGUGCUGGAGGAUAAGCUGCUGCGCAACGAUGUGAAGCUGGAGCAGGAGAGCGCCAAGUUUCGUCAGGUGCACGAGUAUUACAGCUCGGUGCGCAGCAGAUUUCUAGCGCUGCGUGAAAGGCUGGUUACCUUCAAAGAUGGCCGUGAUGAUCUGACCGAUCGUAUUGACUUUAUAGUCUGUCUGGGUGGCGAUGGCACGCUGCUGUAUGCAUCGCAGCUGUUUCAGCAAUCGGUGCCGCCUGUGAUGGCCUUCUACUUGGGCUCGUUGGGCUUUCUGACGCCCUUUCAGUGUGAUAACUUUCAGGAGCAGGUGACCAAUGUGCUGGAGGGUCACGCUGCACUCACAUUGCGCAGUCGUCUGCGCUGUUGCCUGCACCGCAAGGGAGAACGUCGCAAGCCGAGCAAUAAUCUGCAGCGUCUGUACAACGGCGUGGAGGCGAACAGCAGCACCAAAGGCAGCAGCAAUAGCAAUAAUAAUCUAGUGUAUAACGAUGGCAUACUCGUCUUGAACGAGGUUGUUAUCAAUCGCGGACCAUCGCCUUAUCUGAGCAAUAUUGAUAUAUUCUUGGAUGGCAAGUACAUUACGUCGGUGCAGGGCGAUGGACUAAUCGUGUCCACGCCCACAGGCAGCACCGCCUAUGCGGCAGCUGCUGGCGCAUCCAUGAUACAUCCCUCCGUGCCAGCUAUACUGGUGACGCCCAUUUGUCCACAUUCGCUUAGCUUUAGGCCCAUUGUGGUGCCCGCUGGUGUGGAGCUUAAGAUAUCCAUAUCACCGGACAGCCGCAAUACGUCACGUGUGUCGUUUGAUGGCCGCAACGAUCUGGAAUUGAGUCAUGGCGACAGUCUGCGCGUGACCACCUCUAUAUAUCCAGUGCCAAGCAUUUGUGCACAGGAUCAGAUUUCAGACUGGUUCGAUUCGCUGGCCGAGGGCCUGCAUUGGAAUGUGCGCAAACGUCAAAAGUGCCUGGAUGAGCUAUCGGACCUGACGGCAUCGGGCUCGGAGGAGACAUUCGAUGAGAUUGACAAUCUGAAAAUUUAUGAUGCGUAGUGCACAACUCUAAUUGUUAACAUGGCCAAUUAGUUGUAGUGGUAGGCUAGUUCAAAGUGCUUGUUUGAGUGCAAUUUCGUAGGCUUAGUUAACUCACUAGCAAAAUACUCUGUUCUAUUGUACAAUAUACAGUUAACGCUAAAAUACUA